Molecule: messenger RNA, 1167 nt
Organism: Ylistrum balloti
Lineage: Eukaryota; Metazoa; Mollusca; Bivalvia; Pectinida; Pectinidae
Product: golgin subfamily A member 6-like protein 2
Exons: 1
Coding region: 1-1167 (388 amino acids)
Source: RefSeq, a predicted model, not a curated record
AUGGAGGGGAGUGGUGCUGGAGAUUUACGGAGAGGAAGGGGAGUGGUGCUGGAGAUUUACGGAGAGGGAGGGGAGUAUUGCUGGAUAUUUACGGAGAGGGAGGGGAAUGGUGCUGGAGAUUUACGGAGAGGGAGGGGAGUGGUGCUGGAGAUUUACGGAGAGGAAGGGGAGUGGUGCUGGAGAUUUACGGAGAGGAAGGGAGGGGAGUGGUGCUGGAGAUUUACGGAGAGGGAGGGAAGUGAUGCUGGAGAUUUACGGAGAGGGAGGGGAGUGGUGCUGGAGAUUUACGGAGAGGGAGGGGAGUGGUGCUGGAGAUUUACGGAGAGGGAGGGGAGUGGUGCUGAAGAUUUACGGAGAGGAAGGGAGGGGAGUGGUGCUGGAGAUUUACGGAGAGGGAGGGAAGUGGUGCUGGAGAUUUACGGAGAGGGAGGGAAGUGGUGCUGGAGAUUUACGGAGAGGGAGGGGAGUAGUGCUGGAGAUUUACGGAGAGGGAGGGGAGUGGUGCUGGAGAUUUACGGAGAGGGAGGGGAGUGGUGCUGGAGAUUUACGGAGAGGGAUGGGAGUGGUGCUGGAGACUUACGGAGAGAAGGAAGGGGAGUGGUGCUGGAGAUUUACGGAGAGGGAGGGGAGUGGUGCUGGAGAUUUACGGAGAGGGAGGGGAGUGGUGCUGGAGAUUUACGGAGAGGGAGGGGAGUGGUGCUGAAGAUUUACGGAGAGGGAGGGGAGUGGUGCUGGAGAUUUACGGAGAGGGAGGGGAGUGGUGCUGGAGAUUUACGGAGAGGAAGGGGAGUGGUGCUGGAGAUUUACGGAGAGGGAGGGGAGUGGUGCUGGAGAUUUACGGAGAGGAAGGGAGGGGAGUGGUGCUUGCGAUUUACGGUGAAUGGAGGCGAGUGGUGCUUGCGAUUUACGGAGAGGGAGGGGAGUGGUGCUGGAGAUUUACGGAGAGGGAGGGGAGUGGUGCUGAAGAUUUACGGAGAGGGAGGGGAGUGGUGCUGGAGAUUUACGGAGAGGGAUGGGAGUGGUGCUGGAGAUUUACGGAGAGAAGGAAGGGGAGUGGUGCUGGAGAUUUACGGAGAGGGAGAGGAGUGGUGCUGGAGAUUUACGGAGAGGGAGGGGAGUGGUGCUGGAGAUUUACGGAGAGGGAGGGGAGUGGUGCUGAAGAUUUAG